Bipolaris zeicola 26-R-13 is the source of this 1233-nucleotide messenger RNA. RefSeq lists its product as uncharacterized. The transcript has a single exon. Lineage: Eukaryota; Fungi; Ascomycota; Dothideomycetes; Pleosporales; Pleosporaceae. The record is from RefSeq and is a predicted model, not a curated record. The coding region runs from base 1 to 1233 and encodes 410 amino acids.
AUGUUCUCAAGACAAGCAACACAGAAUGCACGCUUUGCUGCUCGCUGUGCGCGUCGCCCGGCUGCUCGCGUAGCAAACCCCCAGUACCGUGCCCAACACCCACGCUUCCAGUCAACCCAGACAGUCAGCUCCGGUAACUCGGGGGCCGGUACACAUGCCGCAGUUGGUGCUGCUUCCGGUGCUCUUGCCGCCAUCACAGUCGGCUACAUCUUCUACAGACAAUCGGGUGCUAGGGACGUUGUCGCGGCCUCCAAGACUGCACAAGGCUACGUUAAGUCGGCUUCACAAAAGAUCAAGGAGCAGACCCCCGAGCCAAACGAGGCGCUACAAUGGCUUCGCCAAGCCGCUCAGAGUUAUGCUGCGUUCAUCCCCGGUGCCAAGAGCUACGUUGACUCUGCCUUUGAUGACCUCGAUGCCAUACGGGCGAAGCACGGCGACGAAGUCGACAGCAUUGUACGCGAAGCAUACGAUGAGAUGCGACAAGUUCUGGGCAAGGGCGACAUGAGCCUUGUCACUGCACACCAAACCUGGGACGUCAUUACCAAGCACAUGAGCCGUAUUGCAGACCUCGCCGGUGACGCUUCACAGCAAAUCAUGGAUAACCACCCACAACUGAAGGAGAAGUUGGGCGGCAACAUCGACAAGCUCAAGGAGUAUGGCGACAAGUAUGGCCCUGAAGCAAAGAAGGAAGUCGACAGGACCUGGAAGCAGAUCAGUGACGUUGUCAAGACUGGUAUGAGUGCCGGCAACAUUGAGAAGAUCAGGAGCAUAGUGCAGGAGAAGAUUGAAAAGCUGAACAAGAUGGGUGACGAGGCGUGGAAGAAGGGCAUGGAGCAGGCAAAGCCCUAUCUUGACAAGAACCCACAAGUCAAGAAGCUCGUGGAAGAGAAUGCCGAUGCGCUGAAAGGAGGCAACGUCCAAGAGCUGUACCAGCGCGUCAAGUCAGCCGUUGAGAAGGGCGACACCGGUGACCUCCAGUCAUACAUCAAGAGCGUCGCGGAUAAGGCCAAGGAUGGCGGUUUUGGUGACUACGAGCAGUACCUCAAGAAGAUUCCCGGUGGUGACCAGAUACUACCCAAGCUGAGCCAGCUUCAAGAAGUGGCCCAGAAGCACGGCGACGAGGCACAGAAGCUUCUCAAGGAAGCUGUUUCAGAGAUCUCGGACAUUCUGCAAAAGAAGGGCGACGAGGCGUCCAAGCUUGCUGAGAAGGCCAAGGAGGACUCGAAGAAAUAG